AACUACGGCCAGUCUGUAAUAGGAUGUAGCUGAAACUUCCACAAACACCACAACAUCCAGUGCAGCACGUCUUCAACGUCCAGCACGGCAUCUUCGGCAUCCAGAUUGACGUCUUUGAUGUCCGAAGUGACGUCUUCGACAUCUGGCACACCAUCUUCACCGUGAAGCAUGUCGUCUUCGAUCGUCCACUACAGCGUUUCUACUGUCCAGCAUCACAUCUGCAGUGUCCAGCAAGAGGUCUUCUAUCUGUAUGAGGUCUUCUACGUCCAGCACAGCGUCUUUGCCGUCCAGAACACCAUGUUUGAAGCGUCCGCGAAGAACUGGACAUCCUGCGGAGGAAAGAAUGGGAGCGGAGGAACCAGGAGGCCCUGCAGGAUAAGGAGCUGUACCAGGAGAGCGUGCCGCUCUUCGGUGAGCCUUACAAGAAAAUCAAUGGCGAUGAACUCUCCAGCCGCAUCCAGAGGAUGCUCGGUAAUUACGAGGACGGGAACAACUUGCAGUAUGAUGGGGCCACCAGGGAUCGACCCCUUUCUUCAUCAUCAUUAUCGUCAUCAUACGGACAUUCGGGGCUCCCCAUGCACAAGGAUAAAACGGAUCCCUCAUUCCAGAGUUCGUCGUCCUACGGAAGCACUAAACAAGUCCACUCGGGUCACGGCCCACCUCAGCCUUCGAAGAAGUUCCCUCUCCCGGGCAACUCCAUCUCCAUCCAGAGCAAAGAAAUUCCUGUUAAAUCCCUCCAAGUGAAAACAGACUCCUGGUCUGACUUGAGGAACUACUCGACCCUACCAGCCAUACUUCCGGACCUUUCACCACCCGCAGAACCUUUGUCCCCUUUACAUUCCAGCGAGUCCAGUGAUUUUGAUCAGGACAUGGAUGAAGACAACGAUGGCAAGCGGCACUCGCUUUCCCCUCAGUGCGAAAGGUCUUCCGGAAGGACUAAUUUAGAGGAGACACAAAAGGAAACGUCCCACUUGAGCAGCGAGGCUCCGAUUCCGGCUACCCAGACCUUCUCCCUUCCGCUUUCUUCCAAGCCCAACUUGGCCAACUCUCGGAAGCCCAUGGCUUUGGUCCGACCCAUGGAUGGACCUGACCAGGUCACCAGCGAAUCCCCGGAUCUAAAACCCCCACGCAGCGACUAUCACGAAAACUUGUCGGAUCUGAAGAGCGUAGGCAAACCGAACCUUCCUCCGCUGAAGAUCCCCUCACAGUCCGUGGAGAUGCUGUCAAAUGAGGUUCAGCGUGUGGAGGAGAUUCUCCGAGAAAUGACCCAUUCGUGGCCUCCGUUGUUAACGGCCAUUCAGACACCGAGUACAGCAGAAUCAUCCAAGUUCUCCUUUCCUAACAAGGACUCCAGUGUUCAUCGUGAAUACCAGCAGCCUCAAAAGCACAGUGAGUCACCACCAAAAGCUCCACCAUCACCUGCACACCAGCGUCCACUCGUGUGCAACAAUGACGGCACCGGCGUAUUGGCGCCCCCCGGUGGGGCGGAGUCUGGGAGCUCCAGCGACUCGGAAAGCAGCUCAGAGUCUGAAUCCGACAGCGAGAGCAAUGACAGCAGCGCAGACGAGACGGCACCUGCUCCCAGGAGCAACACACCACCAGCGAAGGCCGAGGGGCUGAAAGACAUCAACUGGCAGUUGAUCAGUUGGAUCAAGGAGAGCCAGCAGAGCCUGAACCCUCAGAACCACGUUAAUGUUUCAUCGAAACCCAACCCCAAACCCACGACGAGCACCAAAUCUCAAUCGUAUCCUCACGCCGAGGAGGAUUCCAAACCCAAAACUAGGAAACACUACACCUCACGUACUCCUGUCUCUCAGCCCGAGUUCGGCGACGCCAAUUUCGAGGCCAAACCCGCCCCUGUGACGCAACACGACAACCACAAACCUGCUUCCAGCACCAACCCAGAGGCAGGAACCCGAAAAACUGUGGGUGAGAACCACCUGAGCAAGAGCGCCAAAGCCCCGAGCAGCCUGCACGUCGAAAGCGUCGAGGUGACGCCACGCAACAAAGACGCCACGUUCACGGAAAGGCCGAAGGUCAAGACAAAAACAAUCCAGGAGAAGAAAUCCGUGAACCGGAAAUCAGCCAAGCGGUCGUCUUCGGACAAAAAGGACGCAAAAGAAGCGGCACACAAGAUCGCCCCUGUCGCCGUGGAGGACAAAAAGGAGGCGGAGUCAUCGUCCCCGCCUCGCAAAAACAACGCGGGUGUAAAUAACACGCCCUCCAAGAGCUCCAAAAAGAGUCGUCCUCACUCACCGACGCCGUCUGCGGGCAGGAAGUCCAAAUCCACGGCUUCCAGAUCGACUGUGGACGUUCCUCUCACUCUGGUGGUAAAGAUUCAGCUCACGCAUCUGUCCAGAGUUCCCCAAAUUCCCAAAGCUACAAAGAUGGGGACCAGCAUUCUUGAGGAGAACCCUGUAAAGAAACCAAGCCAGGAGAAAGAACCUGGUAAAGCGGGCAAGAAGAGACCUGCUGGUCACAGUGAGCUCUCCGUACCAAAAAAGAAGCCAAAACUGCAAAAGGACAAAGAGGGAAAAACAUCGUCUUCAUCUCAGCACAACUCCGGCAAAAUAGAAGCAUCAAAGAGCCGCCAUAGCGAGACGGACAGAAAGAGCAGCAAGAAGCUCCACACUCCUGCUCCAGCGUUUGCUCCUGCUUCUGCUCCUGCUUCAGCUUCGGCUCUGCUUCCUGCUGCAGCUCCUCAGCCCCCGGGACACAAACGCCACUCUGGAGAGAUGGAGGAGAACAGCAGCUCAGCCAGCAAGCACAAGAAGAAGAGCUCGAGUAGAGACGAACACGGCAAGACUGAGAAGAAAGCACAGAAGAGCAUCUCCUCGGCCUCGACCCCGAACCCUCCCACGUCCUGUGGAGCCUCGGCGUCACUCAGACCUCUGCUCAAAUUCGAUGAAAAGUCGUGUUCUGUGGACCAUCAUAUGAAGGAAGCUAAAAAGCUGAAGCACAAAGCCGACGCCAUGGUGGAUAAAAUGAGCAAGGCCUUGAGUUACCUGGAUGCUGCCAUGUCAUUUGUAGAGAGUGGCAUCGCCAUGGAGACGGAUCCCCAGACACCCAAGUCGGCGUACACUAUGUUCUCAGACACCGUCGAUCUCAUCAGGUUCAUCCUGAAGCUGAAGAACUACUUGGACCCCUCGGCUCCUGUCUCAGAGCGAGACUUUUUAGUCCUGUGUUUGAGAUGUCAGGCCCUCCUGCAGAUGGCGAUGUUUCGCUGUAAACGGGACUCUGCAAUGAAGUAUUCUCGCACGCUCACCGAUUACUUCAAGAGCUCGAAGUCGGUUCAGGCUCCUUCCCCCUGCAUCUCAAAAAACUCGUCCCCGAUGUCCCCGAUGCCGUCUCCAGCGAGUUCGGUCGUCUCGAACCCCAGCAGCAGCAGUAACACUGUGCCCAUUCCUCAGCCCAUCCAGCAGAUGGCGUCGUCGUACAUCAACAUCACUGCUCUCUUCCUCAGCGCUCACGAGACGUGGGAACAGGCUGAAGAGUUGGCACGCACACGCACUGGUCUGUUAUGUGACCUGGACAAGGCUCUCGGACACCUGAGUCUGAUGUCCAGCAUGACGUCUCUGGUGCGUUUCACUCGCCAAGGCCUGCACUGGCUCCGUCUGGACACCUCGAACCCUCGCCAAGGCUCGUGAGCUUCUGCAUGAGUGUGUGUGUGUGAAAGAGAGAGCACGCAGACGGGCGUCUUUUAAUUAUUUUACGAUCUGCUUGGGGAAGGAAGGAAGUCUGUUUGCACUUUGUUCCUCCGUGGAGAAGCUGAAAAUCACUGGAAUUACACCGAGAGAACCAGACAGAAGGUGCAGGGAGAAAGAAGGAGGCGAAGGACAGAGUUUCAUUGACGUCAUCUUUUUUUUUUUUUUUUUUUUUUACCCCCGACGCCUGACGAACCCGAGCGAACAAACAGGAAGUCCACACUACAUGUUUAACUUGAUCAUGUGACUCGCUGAUUUCAUUUCUCCUGUGGAAAAAAAACAGAUGAACUGUGAUCUCACCAUUAUUUAUUUCCUCCAUCUUAUUAUUAUUAUUAUUAUUAUUAUUAUUAUUAUUAUUGCUUAUCGUUAGUAAUAUAUUGAUUUAUUUUUAUUUUUUUUUUAACCCUGAUGUUCAGGCUUCCAGCUGAACUUUCCCAUCAUAGAGCUCUAAAAGACGAGUUUAUCUCUCGAUGCACUCUUUUUUUUUUUUUUUUCUUCAGAUCCCUGCUGAAAAACGAAUUUGAUCGAAACAUGAAAUAUAAAGCCGUCGUCUGUUUUGUCUUUCACGCUUUUUCUCCCCAUUCGAAAUGAAUAACAAAAUUGUGAUUCUACCUCAAGAGGACAACAGAAGGGAAAGGAACGAUAGACACACACACACACACACACACACACACACACACACACACACACACACACAGUAGUUGUAUUUAAACGUCAUAUCGCACCUCUACUACAAAACACUCGUGCCUUAUAGAGAAACUGCUGUAAUAAAAUCCGAACGGAUCUGAAGAGAAACGAUGACAUCAUCUGUGACGUCUGCGUGUUACGUGACGAUCACUGUUUUCUUUUCGAUUCGUAUCCGUCACGGGAUGUGGGUCCACUUUUCAGGAAAGAAACAGGAAAAAGUCUGAACGUCAAAAUCCGAUCGCAAAAAGGUGCCAAUACUUACGAUGUAGCAUGUAGGUUAUUUUCUUUUGUUUUGUUUUUUGACCUGUUGCUUUGGCAACACGAGACGAUUCACCGGAAAGGGACAGGAUGAUGCAGGGACGUGAAAAACACGGUUUUCUGCUCACGUUUUCUUCCAUGAAAUUCUUAACGGUUAUGUAGCACUCAUGCAGAUGUUUUUACUGUUGCUUUAGCGCACAUCUGGGGGAGGGGGAAUAGCAAGUUCACUACAUGUUUCAUUUUUUUUUCUUUUCUCAUUAUUGUCUUUUCCCCUAAAAAAUCUCAGUGCGUUUCGAAUCUGUGUCCCGUAGAUUUUCUUCCCCUCUAAUCGCUCGUCGAACGAGGUCACGUUUUUGGUCGAGGUCACGACACGUGUCUUUGGUUCAUACUUUUUUUUUUUUUUUUUUGCGUUAUUUAUUAAAAAUUGAAGCGAUUUGGAUCUCAGCCUGCGCUCUGGUGAACAAAGUGAUUCAGGCCACGAUUUUACGAUCAAUGUCAAAGAUUUUGAAUCGUUUCCAUGGUUGCAUUCCAGAAAGGUUGAAGAAGGUAAUAUAUUUUCUGUCCAUAGUAUAAAUCUAAUUAUUGUUAUUUAUUACUGGUUCUUUUGUUUAGAUUUUUCUGAAACCGGAUUAAUUCGAUUUUAAUAAAAUUUUUUUUUUUGACAUUUUGAAAUUUUCUUUCUCACGAUAUAUAGCAAUAACACUUUGGUUUAGUGUGUGUGUGUGAGUGUGUGUGUGUGAGUGUGUUUGUGUGUGUGUGUGUGUGUGUGUUUCUUUCCUGACGUCCACUUUAUCAUUUGAGUGCCAUGAAAAGCUUUUCCCAAACCAGCACCAACACACAAAACUUUUUUUUUUUAAUUCUUUUUUUCUUUUUUUUUUCUUUUUUCUUCCUGGCAGGAUUUCUGAACUGGAAAUAAUUAUUUUUUUCUUUUUUAAUAUAAAUAAGGAUGAUGUCUGAGAUGUAAAGGGCUGCACAUCAGAAAAAAAAGGUUAUUACAAUAUUGUAUUUAUUUUAUCAACGAAAGAAACACUUGAGAAACAUUCGUCCUAUCGGAUCAUGUGACAUCAAUUUUUUUCUUUUCUUUGUAUUUUCAAAUUUUUUUUCCAAAGAAACGCUGCUUUACUUCCUCUGAUAUUAAAAUCUUACAGGAUUUGUUUUCUGCACACUAGCAUCGUGAUCUCGGGUUCUGGAAAAAGAAAAACAACAACAAAAAAAAAACCCCAAACCCGAGUCAGGAGUUUUGCUUUAUGUUCUGGGUCCCGUGCGUGAGGUUCGAUCUUCUUCUUAUUGCGAGAAAGAAUCGAACGAAUGAGGGGAAAAAAGAAACACUGAAUUGUUCAGAACCAUUUUGUAAUUUUUGCCUUGAUGGACAUUUUGUAUAUAGUGUUAUGUACAGAGCUGUAAAAAGAACUGCAAUGAAAUGAAGAAUUUUUUUUGUCUUUAACUUGCAUUAAAAAGUCCAAAAGA
This is a messenger RNA of Silurus meridionalis, 6116 nucleotides long. It is a transcript of the gene aff1, whose product is annotated as AF4/FMR2 family, member 1. Lineage: Eukaryota; Metazoa; Chordata; Actinopteri; Siluriformes; Siluridae. Gene Ontology annotation, biological process: regulation of gene expression. The transcript has 19 exons. The record is from RefSeq and is a predicted model, not a curated record. Bases 465 to 3647 code for a protein of 1060 amino acids. Gene Ontology annotation, cellular component: super elongation complex; nucleus.